Molecule: messenger RNA, 1243 nt
Organism: Blepharisma stoltei
Lineage: Eukaryota; Ciliophora; Heterotrichea; Heterotrichida; Blepharismidae
Source: the annotation of a GenBank genome assembly
AUGGCAUACUUACACGUGUUUUUAAGCUUGAUUUGCUUGUCCCAAGCUGUUCUUUAUGACUAUUCCUCUACAAGUGUCCAUAUUUUGACAUCACAAAAUUUUGAUAAGCAAGUAACUAGGAGACGAGACAAAUGGGUCAGUGUCAUUCAUUUUUAUAAAGAAAAAGAUAGCAGAUCUAAAAUUCAGGCUGAAGAAUUCAAUCACUUUGCUGAUGAGUGGCAAGGUGUUUUUAUAGUAGGGGUUGUUAAUUGUGACACACAUUAUGAGCUUUGUGAAGCACAAGACAUCAGAGAAGUCCCUGCAAUUAAAGUUUAUCCACCUUUUCCAGCGCCAGUCGGGGUUUAUGAAGGGGAAGUCACGUCAAAAGCUAUAAGUGCUUAUGCUGCCAAAUUUAUCCCAUCUUAUGUAAUUGAACUUAGCAAUGAAAACUAUCAAACUUUCCUAGAGGAUAAGCCAGCUGUCCCUAAAGUUUUGCUUUUUACUGAAAAAUCGUCAGUUCCAACUUUAUAUAAAGCACUGAGUGUAGCAUUUGAAUCGAAAAUGUUUUUUGGGAUUGUGAGGCAAGAGGACACAGAAGCGAUUAAAAAGUUCAAAAUCAAGCAAUUCCCAAAAAUUUUGCUUUAUAAGACUGUAGAUGCGAAAACGACUGAGUAUAAAGGAGAAAUUAAAUAUAUAUUUAAGUAAAAUAAAUAAUGAUUUUUUUUUUAAAAAAAAUAAAAAAAAAUUAAUUAAAUAUAAGUAGAAUAGAUCAAUAUUUGAGUGGCUAAAUGUACAUUCAGAAACCUUUGUACAUGGAGGGACUGAAGAAAGCUCAAGCACGAAGUCCUGGAUCGUUGAAGCUUUACCUCAGUUACAUAGACUUUCAGCUGAUGAUAUUUGCUAUAAACAAGAAGUUCUCUGUGGGAUAUUUUUCUUAAACUCCCCUCCUAAUGACUCCCUUAUCAAUACUGCAAAAGAAGUCGUCAAUAUUAUUGGGAAAAACAAAGACAGAGGAGUUUCUGUUAAGUUUAUGUGGCUUGAUCUUAGUGCUGACAAAGCUUUUGCUGACAAAUUUGAAGGCGUUGGGGCUGGGAAUUUGGUGUUUUUAAAGUAUGGCAAAAGAAGCAGAUUUGUCCUUCAUGGUGGAGAUAAUGCAGAGGCUGCGAUAGAAACAACAAUUAAUAAAAUCAGCGGCGGGGAUGGCAAAUUUAUAAAUAUCAAAGGAAAUUUACCUGAUCUGUCGUUUCCAAAGUCAAAUAAAUAA